This is a messenger RNA of Lampris incognitus (smalleye Pacific opah), 1667 nucleotides long. It is a transcript of the gene mapk1, whose product is annotated as mitogen-activated protein kinase 1. The coding region runs from base 293 to 1402 and encodes 369 amino acids. Gene Ontology annotation, biological process: protein phosphorylation; intracellular signal transduction. The transcript has 9 exons. Lineage: Eukaryota; Metazoa; Chordata; Actinopteri; Lampriformes; Lampridae. Gene Ontology annotation, molecular function: ATP binding; MAP kinase activity. Gene Ontology annotation, cellular component: cytoplasm; nucleus. The record is from RefSeq and is a predicted model, not a curated record.
GGCCGCGGCGGCAGCGGCGGCAGCAGCAGCAUCAGAUCCCUCCGCAGCGCCGUUUGCCUGACUGGUGUGCUCGCUCCUGAAGGCGCGUGAGCGUGAAGUGCGCAAAUAGAGUCCGCAUCUCUGUGUGGAAGGCCUCUGCCCCGCUACAAGGAGCGCUCCGGUGACGGCCAAGCGGCGGAUCUAUCCUCCUCCUGCUCCUGCUGCUCCUCCUGCUCCUGCUCCUCCUGCUGCUGCUCCUGGUUUUCUCCUGCUCCAGAUCUGUUAGGAUAAAGGCGGAAAGACCGUGUUCGUAAUGGCGACAGCUGCGGUAUCUGGCCCUGCUGGCUGCGGCCCCAGCUCCGGAUCGGCGGCCGAGCUGGUCCGCGGGCAGGCCUUCGACGUGGGGCCUCGCUACAGCAAUCUGUCCUACAUCGGAGAGGGCGCCUAUGGGAUGGUGUGCUCUGCGUAUGACCGGGACAACAAGAUUCGUGUGGCCAUCAAGAAGAUAAGCCCCUUUGAGCACCAGACGUACUGCCAGCGCACCCUGAGAGAGAUCAAAAUCCUCCUGCGCUUCAAACACGAGAACAUCAUCGGCAUCAAUGACAUCAUCCGCACACCCACCAUCGACCAGAUGAAGGAUGUAUACAUCGUCCAGGAUCUUAUGGAGACAGACUUGUACAAGCUCCUGAAGACUCAGCACCUGAGCAACGACCACAUCUGCUACUUUCUCUACCAGAUCCUACGAGGACUCAAGUACAUCCACUCCGCCAAUGUUCUGCACAGGGACCUGAAGCCCUCCAACCUUCUGCUGAAUACCACCUGUGAUCUCAAGAUCUGUGAUUUUGGCUUGGCUCGCGUUGCUGAUCCUGACCAUGACCACACUGGUUUCCUAACAGAGUAUGUAGCCACACGUUGGUAUCGGGCACCUGAGAUUAUGCUCAACUCCAAGGGGUACACCAAGUCCAUAGACAUCUGGUCAGUGGGUUGCAUCCUGGCUGAGAUGCUGUCCAACAGGCCAAUCUUUCCCGGGAAGCACUACUUGGAUCAGCUCAACCACAUUUUGGGUAUUUUGGGUUCUCCCUCUCAAGAAGAUCUGAACUGCAUCAUCAACAUCAAGGCCAGGAACUACCUUCUGUCCCUGCCUCUGCGCUGUAAGGUGCCGUGGAAUCGCCUCUUCCCCAAUGCUGAUCCUAAAGCACUGGACCUCUUGGACAAGAUGUUGACGUUUAACCCCCACAAGAGGAUUGAGGUUGAGGAGGCCCUGGCACAUCCGUAUUUGGAGCAGUACUAUGACCCUACAGAUGAGCCCGUGGCCGAAGCCCCAUUCAAGUUUGACAUGGAGCUGGACGACCUACCAAAAGAGACAUUGAAGGAACUGAUCUUUCAAGAAACCGCACGCUUCCAGCCAGGCUUUAGGUCCUAACGUCUCACUCAAAUGAUGCUCUGGACCGGCUUCUGCGCUGCCGCCACUCGUCUCCCUGCCUCCACUCUGUUGUUGCUGUGAUACGUAUCGUCCCCCGCCGCUGUCCGCAUCACCUGGAGUCUUCUGGUCUCACUCGUCAAGUCCACCUUGCUCAGGAAUGGCGUCAGGAAUCAAUAUGUCUGUCUAUCUGUCUUUGUCUCUCUUUUGCUCUCCAUCUCUCUGUCUGCAUCUCUCUGCAUCUCUCUCUGCAUCUCUCUCUGCAACU